Messenger RNA from Musa acuminata subsp. malaccensis (wild Malaysian banana), 1488 nucleotides. Its product is annotated as methylthioribose-1-phosphate isomerase. NCBI's taxonomy places the organism in Eukaryota, Viridiplantae, Streptophyta, Magnoliopsida, Zingiberales, Musaceae. The record is from RefSeq and is a predicted model, not a curated record. Gene Ontology annotation, molecular function: S-methyl-5-thioribose-1-phosphate isomerase activity.
UCACUUCUCUCGAGCUCCUGAAGGAUCGGAGAGUAAUCAUCUAGGGCUGAAUUCCAAGGAUGUCGGCGGAAGCGAACGGUUCCUCCGCGGCCGCUACCACCGCCGGUGGCUCGCUCCAGUCCAUCUGCUACGAGCGUGGAUCGCUUCGUCUCCUUGAUCAGAGAAAGCUUCCCCUCGAAACCGUCUAUUUGGAUGUUAAGGAUUCAACGGACGGAUGGACUGCGAUAAGGGACAUGGUGGUCCGUGGUGCACCUGCAAUUGCAAUAGCAGCAGCCCUCUCACUAGCUGUAGAAGUUUGGAACCUUGACUUUAAUGGAACAUCAGAAGAUGCUUCUUCUUUACUCAUCAAGAAAUUGGAAUACCUUGUUUCUAGCCGGCCAACCGCUGUGAAUCUUUCGGAUGCUGUUGAAAAGCUUCGGAGCCUUGUGUUAAAGACGGUAGAGACAGCCACUGAGGCAAAAACUGUUUUUCAGGCUUAUAUUGAUGCUGCUGAAACUAUGCUUAUUGAUGAUGUUGCUUCUAACAAGGCAAUUGGAUUUCAUGGAGCCAAACAUCUUCGAUCCAACCUAGACAGCUUGGAAAAGAUUUCUGUUUUAACACAUUGUAACACUGGAAGUCUUGCUACUGCUGGAUAUGGAACUGCACUUGGUGUUAUUCGUGCCCUUCGGAGUGAAGGAUUCUUAGAAAAAGCUUUCUGCACCGAAACACGACCAUUUAACCAGGGUUCCAGGCUCACAGCCUUUGAACUUGUUCAUGACCGAAUACCUGCAACUUUGAUAGCUGACUCUGCUGUGGCAGCUUUGAUGAAAGCUGGGUGUGUCAAUGCAGUCAUCGUUGGUGCUGACCGUAUUGCUGCAAAUGGUGAUACUGCCAACAAAAUUGGAACCUACAAUGUUGCGCUCUCAGCAUUUCACCAUGGGAUACAAUUCUAUGUUGCUGCACCGAUAACAUCUAUAGAUCUCUCAAUUUCUUCAGGAGAACAAAUUGUUAUAGAGGAACGAUCAGCAAAGGAGUUGUUGCAUUCUGAUGGAGGACGAGGAAAGCAAGUUGCUGCUUCUGGGAUUUCAGUUUGGAACCCGGCUUUCGAUGUUACCCCGGCAAGACUUAUAACAGCCAUAAUAACUGAAAAGGGUGUCAUCAUAAAAAAGGCUAGCGAUGAGGCUUUCGAUAUAAAAGGUUUCAUAGAGAAUGCCAAGUAAAAGGAGCUGGAUUAAUAUUUGCAUCUGGUUUCUGGGGAUCCAACAGGCCACCUGGCUCCCAUAGUAGAUAAGGGAUUUGGUUAGCAUCUUCUUCGUCUGUUUGAUCCAUGUUUAACUGUAGAACUGUCUAUUUCUCUUGUUAAGUGAAGAAGGUGACCAAGUAAAGAAACCCAUAAUGGUAUAUUUGUAUUAUCUUGUGGCAAGGUCGUUUGGAGUGUAGUAUCUUCAGUCUGGUCUGGAAAGACUACCGGAUACAAACCUUUGGAAUAAAAUAUGAGAAUUCCAGAAA